GUCCAAGCAGAGUCCAAUUCCAACUGUAUAACUUCUCUCUACUCUGAUGUUUCAUCUACCCUUUUCCUUUCUUUUCACAGAACAGGAGACUAAGAGGUGAGAGGCAGCUUCUCUUCUGACUUGCCUACCCGUUUCCUCGCCGACUCUCCAGCUCCCUCACUCGCCAUUGUUGUGGUAACAAACCCUGAAAAUUGUUUCUUAUUCGAUGAGGGUGUUUAUUUAGCAUGUUGAAUGGUAUAGUUCCUUUGUGGGUUUGCAUAGUCUUAUAUAUGGUGGUGGUUUAUGGAUGUUCAGAAUUUCCCAAAAAUGGGAGGAUGCUCCAUUGAAGAUGAGUGGGAGCUCACCUCACCAUCUAGUGAAACUCGAACAAUCGUUCUAGUUGGACGUACUGGUAACGGUAAGAGCGCAACAGGUAAUACGAUUCUCGGGGAAGAGGUCUUCGAUUCGCAGCUCAGUUCAUCUGGCGUCACCACUAGCUGCGAGCUGCAGAUUGCUGUUUCGGAAGAUGGCCAGAUAGUCCAUGUCAUUGACACUCCUGGACUUUUCGAUGUCUCCCUGGGACGCGAUCGAAUCGUGGAAGAGCUCGCCAAAUGCAUCAGCAUAGCCAAACACGGGAUCCACGCGGUCAUCCUCGUGCUCUCGGUGAAGACUCGGUUUACAGAGGAGGAAGCAGCGACGAUUCGCAACCUGCAGCAUCUGUUCGGAAAGAAGAUAGUCGAGUACAUGAUUGUUCUGUUCACCGGUGGAGAUGAGCUCAAGAAGGGCAGAACUUUAGACGAUUUUCUGGGCCGUAAUUGUCCUCAGCCUUUAAAGGAAAUACUCUCACUCUGUCACAACCGGAUGGUGUUGUUCGAUAACAACACGAAGGAUGAAGCGAAGAGAGCUGGACAGGUGAAGGAGCUCAUGGCACUAGUGAACAAUGUCGUGGUGGAGAACGGUGGGAGGCCCUACACAGACGAUGUCUUCAUCGAGAUGCAGAAACGUGACAUGGUCCUGCUUGAUAAGCAACAUCAAGUGGAUUCACUGAAUUCAAACGGUGCAGCCACGAAUGAGGAACUGGUUAAGCUGAAAGAGGAGAUGAUCAAGUCAUACGACGAUCAGCUUAAGCGAAUCACUGAAAUGAUUGAGGAGAAGCUGAAGGUGACGGCUGAGAGGCUGGAGGAGGAGCAGGCUGCGCGAUUUAAGGCAGAGGAAGCUCUGAAGGACGAGAUUCGUAUGCUUCGAGAGAAGCUUGAGAGAUCUGAGAAGGUAGCCGAGGAGCUGCGUAAGGAGGCAGCUGAUCGGAAGCAGUCUGAGAAGCAGCAGCCGAAGUGUGCAAUCCUCUGAAUGAUGCACUCAGACUGGCGAGGAGCAGUGCACAUUUUCGUCUGUGGGGCGGAGUUUUGUGUUGGGGAAAUUUUCUUUUGUAAGUUUUGUGUUGGCUUCACAACUGAGGGUUCAGGGACUUGGUUCAGGGCUAUGGAUGUGUAGAAAUUAAAGAGUGGAACACAUCAAAGUUGGAUCUUACUAUUUUUACUUGACUGUGUAAGAAAGAAGUAGUUCGGAUUUGGAUGAAAGGGGGCACGGACCAAUCGCUCGAGCGGUUCGGACGGUUAAUCGGGUGCUCCUCUAAUGAAUCAUUCGGUUUGUU
This is a messenger RNA of Linum trigynum, 1630 nucleotides long. NCBI's taxonomy places the organism in Eukaryota, Viridiplantae, Streptophyta, Magnoliopsida, Malpighiales, Linaceae. The record is from the annotation of a GenBank genome assembly.